Molecule: messenger RNA, 2217 nt
Organism: Trametes versicolor FP-101664 SS1
Lineage: Eukaryota; Fungi; Basidiomycota; Agaricomycetes; Polyporales; Polyporaceae
Exons: 4
Coding region: 1-2217 (738 amino acids)
Source: RefSeq, a predicted model, not a curated record
AUGUCCACUACUUCUGAGGACUUCGCCGCCACGCUGAGGGCCGCCGCUCUGAUGACCCUCAAAUCCAAGAGGCGCAAGCCUACUGUCGUGAAGGCCGAGCCGGUUUCUAUCCGCUCGCUUGCUGAACCGCCAUCGAUAGAGCUGGACUAUGGUCAAGAAGAGCCGACGGGCACAUCCUCUAUCGCCUCGUCCCCCGUCAUCCCGCCCGCCACAGCUGUGGCGCAUGCCCGGUCGGCUUCGAGGGCUAUGGAUGUCGAUGAAGGCGCAUACAGAGAAGAGGGCGAGAUAAGUGAUUCGGAGAUGGCUUCUGCAAUGCCUCAAACGAAGGUCGAACCCCAAUCUCCCGUUCUUCACAAGGCCAGUCCGGUCGUUCUUCAGACGCAAGUCGAGCCGCGCGAGCCUGUCGCAUUACCUACCGCAAAUAUGGCCGCUGCUCCUCUUCUUCUCCCUCAUGAAAUCUUUGCGAUACCCCAAGCUCCGGCGCUUGUUGAUGAGAAUCACGCCAGGCCCGGUCUCGCUAUGACGCAAGCCCAGUAUGAAGCUGCGAAGGACAUUGUGCUUGAUCUUCUUGGCUGGGGCGUGCCUCCCGAAUACCUCGUCAGCUGUGGUCUCAGCCGCGAGAUCGUGUUCUAUGUCUUCGUCGAGUUGAACCUGCGACUCCCAUCCAACCUUGAUACCACUGGUCUACCUAUUGUACCGGUACCGCCAUCGGCAUCCUUGCCAGAGCCAGUCUCCGCCGCCGAUGUCUCUCGGACAAAUAUCUCCCACCCAAGCCUCCCUCCGAAACCACAACCUCCAACGGAGAUGCAAUCUAUCGACCUCAACGCUUCUCAUACGCUCUCUGCCGAGGCCCCUCCCUUUGUCUCUUCUGCAUCUGAAUCUGCUAUCACAUCUGUAGCAUCAUCAUCAGGGACCAACCUUCACGACAUGGAGCAGCAACGCCGGCAAGAGCUCUUGGCGCGUAAAGCGGUACUCGCGUCUCGGAAAUCCAAGAAGAAGGCCAUGCCCUCGGCGGUUACCGCCUCGCCGUUCGAUGGUGGCUCGAAUUCCAAGGCCAGCUCACUUGUGCCGACGAAGAUGGUGGAUGACUUUCUUCAAAGUAUCGAGCCAGUCGCACUAGCCGGUUCCAGCAGCCUCUCAACUGGGUCCGUACCCCCUUCGACAUUGCCUGCUCGCCCUCAUAGCAUGUACGACAUGGACGUCGACGACGUUCCUGGUUUGACCACUGGGGCCGGCUUGAUAACGGAGUACACACCACUUUCGCGCCCUCCGCCUACCAGCUCCGUCUCUGUCUUCAAUCCAAUAUCCCCUCGUUCUCCUGCAGUUCUAGAGUCUGCCAUUCCUUCUACCUCAGAAUUUGCCUCAAACCCUCCGUCAUCAACGGCGACUACGAACAGCUUCAACACCACGCCCCUGUCUUACGGCGGCGGCGAUGACGACAUGGAUGCCAUUCCAGGCCUUUUCCAACCCCAUACCUUCGCCGGGGAUGACAAGCCACUCAACUCUCGACGGGGAACCAAGCGACCUGUGGCUGCCGACUUCGUCGACCUGGAACCUGGACCCUCUAAACUAGCGAAAGGCAUCCCGGACUUCUUCCGUGCCAACAUCCGUCGCAAGACCGCCGGUUUUGCGGGGCUGACGCAGAGACGAUGCGUCAUCGAUCUGAGCGACAGUGAGGGUGACGACAACGAAAGUACAGGACCCGGUGGGUUCCCUCAGUGGACCGACCCCCGUGCCUCCCAGGUAGUCACCCCUCAGGCUACUGCUGCGCCGACGCCCAGGAUUCGUUCCCCCAUCAUCACAUCUUCUAUCGCGCCCUCAGUUCUCCAAGAGAAGGAAGAGGCCAUUCGACGGAUGCGCGAGCUGAUUGCUCAACGGGAAGAGAGCCGCAAGAAGAAGAUCGAAGUACCCUCGCGGUCUACUCCGUCGUCAUCCAGCACACCAACAAAUGGCACUGUGGUGAUUAAGCAAGAGGAUGAUGAAUUUGCCGGUAUCCGCUCGUUCGAUCCUUCCCGAAGUUCAUCGUCAUCGACGCCUGACCGUACAUCCAAUGGUCGGCCGUACGAUUCUCAAGACGAGCAGUCGGUUCUCGCUACUCUUCUACCUCAUGAUGAACCAAAACGGUACAAUCUCGCUCCCUGGUUCAACCUCGACAAGCAAUGCCACGACUCCGAUUGGUCCUCAUCUCUUCGCAACGUGCUCCACGGCCUGGCCUGA